AUGAGUGAUGGGCGCGCACCUUUGAUCGCCCUGGCCGCGUGGUAUGACCAGCAGAUAAAGGCGCGGCCGCUGGCGACGAAGGCCUGGACCUCCUCGUUCCUGGCGGCGUGCAGCUGCGCUGUGGCGCAGGCUCUUCGGCGCCGGGCCUCGCUGAAGGAGCUGGUGAGCUUCGCUGUGCAGGCAGCGCCGCCCUUUAACCACUUCUGGUUCGACUUCCUCGAUCGUCGCGUUGGGCCAGGCCGGAUUGUGCUGAAGACCGUCGUGGACCAGGCCCUUUUCCGACCCGUGAUGAUUCUCUACAGCUUCGUUCUUAGCGGCUUGCUGAGCGGCAGGAGCUGGAGGCAGGUCCGGGAGACAGUCCGCCACAACCUGCUCAAGGUGGUCGUUGCUUCGUGGAAGGUCUGGCCUGCAGCGAUGCUUCUGACGCACAGGUACAUUCCCACACACUACCAGUCGACUUUCACUGACGUCCUGGCUUUCUUUUGGGACGUGUACGAGAGCUCAGCGAUGAGUGAUUGA
Molecule: messenger RNA, 519 nt
Organism: Symbiodinium natans
Lineage: Eukaryota; Dinophyceae; Suessiales; Symbiodiniaceae
Source: the annotation of a GenBank genome assembly